AUGAAGAAAAGAGAUCCAGCAUUCCUCGAUCCUCGUGAGACCUUCGAACAUUACGAAAAUCGAAGUCGACCCACUUCAUCGCAGUCUUUUGAGCCAUCAGGAUCUCGUGGUGUGUUGGCAUGCGAGUAUCGUGCUGCUCCGCCGCCAGGACAUCGUGAAGUGUUGGCGUGCGAAUAUCGGGCCUCACCUACAGGUCCCCACGAAGUGCUUGGAUGUCAGUAUCGUGCUGAGCCACCAGAUGUACGAUACCAUCAGGAAGCACCAGCCAGAUAUCAGCCUUCUCCGGAAAGCACAAAGAUAACCACAUAUUUGCCAGAGUCGAACAAAAGAAAAAUUCCUUUGGGUGUUAUACUCAGCGUCGCCCUUGGUGUUCCUGUGGUUCUAGUCGUCUGCCUGUUUGGUGCUGUUUGGUUACAAGAAUUGGGCAUUCUGUAG
This is a messenger RNA of Necator americanus (New World hookworm), 435 nucleotides long. RefSeq lists its product as uncharacterized. The coding region runs from base 1 to 435 and encodes 144 amino acids. The transcript is spliced from 7 exons. The record is from RefSeq and is a predicted model, not a curated record. NCBI's taxonomy places the organism in Eukaryota, Metazoa, Nematoda, Chromadorea, Rhabditida, Ancylostomatidae.